Messenger RNA from Camellia sinensis, 552 nucleotides. RefSeq lists its product as uncharacterized. NCBI's taxonomy places the organism in Eukaryota, Viridiplantae, Streptophyta, Magnoliopsida, Ericales, Theaceae. The record is from RefSeq and is a predicted model, not a curated record.
AUGGAAAGGACAAGGGCAAAACAGGGGCAACCCCCAACCUCUCCACUAGAGGACCAAGCGCCAAGGCUAGUGAUAAACGUCAUCCAUGGGAUGACCGACCCCCAAAGGGAGAAUGCCUUUCGUGGCGAGAUUCAGAGAGCUACGCACUUGCAACAAGUCAUGUCAGUAAGACCAUUACUCAAGAAGUCCAGAACGGAAGCAAAGCGUUCUCAGUUUGACAUUGUGUUCUCCGAGAAAGAUCUGGAAGGGAUCCAACAUCCUCACAUUGAUGCCCUGACCGUCACCAUCAGUGUGGUGAACAAAUUUGAUGUGAAACGGGUCCUAAUUGAUCAAAGGAGUGCCGCUGACAUUAUGUAUUAUGACCUUUUCAAAAAACUGGGUCUUGAUGAGCAACAUUUAAUCCCUACAGUCUCCCCUUUGGUCGGUUUCAAUGGACAGACAGAGUGGCUGCUCGGCCGGAUCACCUUGUCCGUCACAGCAAAGUCCAAAGUGGUCCCUGUCGACUCUUUGGUGAUCAACACUUCAUCUCCUUACAAUACAAUCCUCGGUUGA